Molecule: messenger RNA, 669 nt
Organism: Lactuca virosa
Lineage: Eukaryota; Viridiplantae; Streptophyta; Magnoliopsida; Asterales; Asteraceae
Source: the annotation of a GenBank genome assembly
CGGGAAAAACCGCCAAACACAUCACAUCCGUUUAAACUCCCCCUACUUUCGAUCUCAGCCGCGAUAACUCGGUUAACCGGAAGUUUCUUCCUUCCUCAGCCUACGACUGCCCACCUCCCACGUUCUACAUCCCACAAAUCACUUGCAUCUCUCCUCCUAUUUCUCCCCACGUUCUCAAUCACUAACUCUCGUCACUAUAUAAGUGGUCGAUUUCAAUAUAAUCGAUCAUUCCAUCGAUCAAUUGCUUCAAACCUUUGUAGCGUCUGAUCAAUGAUGGAACACAAACCCGCUGAAAACGCUUUUUCCUGGAUUAGUACAAGGACGUUCUCACUCAAUUGGAUGAGAUGACAUCGUUUCAGUGGUGGUGGUAUGGAGUUCGAUAGUGGAAUUCCGAUGUCACGACCGCCUGUAACCGCCGAAGUAUCGUCGUCUUUGUCUCCGCCGUUAAACGAAGAUGCAUUGUGGCAAUUGAAAUUGAGAUCAAGGGAAUCAAUGGAGUCAGGACCUUAUCCUGUUCGUGAAGGAGAACCAGAUUGUUCGUACUAUAUCAGAACAGGCCUUUGUAGGUUUGGGGCAACUUGUCAUUUCAAUCAUCCUCCUAACAGAAAACUGUUAGUGGGACUGAAGAGGGAGAGCAGAAAUCUCUCAAGGAGUACAUCAUCCAAAUAA